Molecule: messenger RNA, 3553 nt
Organism: Paramacrobiotus metropolitanus
Lineage: Eukaryota; Metazoa; Tardigrada; Eutardigrada; Parachela; Macrobiotidae
Product: metabotropic glutamate receptor 3-like
Exons: 19
Coding region: 355-3390 (1011 amino acids)
Biological process (GO): regulation of synaptic transmission, glutamatergic; G protein-coupled glutamate receptor signaling pathway
Cellular component (GO): membrane
Molecular function (GO): group II metabotropic glutamate receptor activity
Source: RefSeq, a predicted model, not a curated record
UUUUAAUUUCUACUUACGCUUACUUUCAAGUUUUUUAAAUUGCGGAUUUUUAUUUUUACGGCCGAUUUUUUUAUUCUAUUUUGCGGCCGAUUUUUAAUUUCAUCCUGCGACAUUAUUUUAAUUGCAUUGUAUCAAGCAUUCACCUUUGCCAUUUUUCUAAGCCGGACGUUUCCGGCACGCUGCAUCUGAAUAAUUCACAAUUUGGCAAAUCGAGGAAUCCCGGCACAAUGCCGGUCACAUGCCUGACGGCAUAUCGCGCACGCUGUUAUAAAUAAUUACCUUGUUGUUGACAAUCUUGCCGGUAUCCUGAUUAUCCCGGUAUAAAAGCGCGUUGGAUAUAAUAUGCGUCAAUAAAUGAUGCUGCGAUUCCUCUAUCUCGUGGUCGCCUGGACGACCACCGCCCGGGCGGCGGAAGCGCCGUGGUCCGGGGAGACGGUGCCGAAGAGUGUCCACUAUCCGGGUGAUGUGUUGUUGGGCGGAUUAUUCGCGCUGCACGCCGAGUAUAAUGUCAGCAGCGGCCAGUGCCGGAAGCUGCAGGAAGCCGACGGUGUCGUGCCGCUGGAGGCCACGCUGUACUAUCUGCAGGAGAUUAAUCGCGCCGGGAUAUUGCCCUUUACGCUGGGACUCUUAGCCUUCGAUACAUGUGACUCGCACUCCUUCGCCCUGGAACAAGCCCUCCACUUCAUCCACUCGCACACGCGCCGCGACGACGCCGGCAGCAGCGGUGCCGCCACGAAAGACUUGACGUGCGAGGAGCCGGCACACCGGAUGGACCACGCGGACGGCGGUCACUUUAAUGUGGAGCGGCUAGCCGGGAUCAUCACCGGGCUGCCCAGCUCCGUGACGGUGUCGCUGGCGCAGCUGUUGCGUCUCUUCCGGAUGCCGCAAAUUAGUUUUAUGUCGACCAGUCCCCUGCUGAGCGACAGGAUCCGCUAUGAUUACUUCUUCCGCACGGUGCCCAGCGACGUCAAUCAAGUCCGCGCCAUCAUCGCGCUCCUCAAGUUCUACUCGUGGCAUCAUCUUUCCAUCGUCUACUCGGACGACGAGUACGGGAACCGCGGACUGCAUGAGCUAGAACAGCUGGCCAGUAAUCACAGUCUGUGCAUCGCGAAUAAACUGAAAAUGCCCACGGUUUCCGAGUACGAACGGCUGUACACGUCGCUGGCGUUAUUUGAUGUGCCUUAUGAGCAUAUUCUUAAACAACUUCUCAACACCGACACCAACAUUGUGGUGAUCUUCGCUGAUUACAAAUCGGCGUACAUGCUGUUCGAGACGGUGCACCGGCUGAAGCCCUCACGGGAUUUCGUCUGGAUUGGCUCGGACGCCUGGGGAGGCCGGGAAGAAGUUAUCAAUGAUCACCCGGAAGUCAGCGAAGGCGCCAUUACCGUCCAGCUGAACACCCGCGAACUGCACGCUUUCUCGCAGCACUACAGCGGCCUGCGCCCCACCAGCGCCACCUGUGCACGCAACCCCUUUUUCUGCCGGUUAUGGCAGCAGUGUAGCCAGGCCGGUCGCCGGCGCCGCCACCCGCGGGAGACGGCGGCGGAGUGUGGGAUGCUGUUUGGCGGACGCGGCCGCAGUGGUGCGGCCAACCACCCCGGGGUGGCGUCGGUGCGGAGUAGCGGACCGGUGGCGCACGUGGAUUCCAUUAGGGAACGCAGCGGACACGUGCACGAUUCCGACCAGUGGCAGUCGGCGAUGCAUUACAUUGAGAGUCUUCGGGACGCCGUGUAUGCCUACGCGUACGCCCUCAAGGACAUGCACCGCGUCAAGUGCGGCGUCAACGCCUCGGGACUGUGCCCGGCGAUGCGGCUGAUCCAGGGCGCCGAUGUUAAGCUCCAUCUGACAAAUGUCAGCUUCACCGAGCCGGGCGGAUCGAGUUUCCGUUUCUACCACGGAUCGGAAGGGCAGCCGCGCUACACGAUAAUGAACCUACAGAGCCUGCCCAGCGCCGGCCGCCAGCCAGCAGCAACCGGCCACGCAGCGGGCUAUCAGUGGAAGGAAGUCGGCAAAUACUCGCUGGAUGAAGAGCGGGGAUCAACGCUGAUACUGAAUAGAAGCGCGGCACAGUUCAAGCACUACCAGAAUGAAUUCCCCUCGCAACUUCCCUGCAAAACCUGCGAUAUUGCUGCUAAUGAAGUCCGCAUCGGCCGCGGUGACGCGUGCUGCUCCAAAUGUCUGCGUUGUGAAUUAUGGCAGUAUCCGCAUGAGAAGACGUGCCGCAACUGCCCGGAAGGUCACCUGGUCAACCUGACCUUUUUAUCCGUCCACCGCAACCGCAGCCUAUUCGACGAGAGUGCCUGCGCCCCGGUGGAGGCCGUCUUCCUGGAUUACGACUCGUUGUACGCCGCCCCGGUGCUGGCCGUCAGCAUUGCCGGCUUAAUCGGGACGUGCAUCUGCGCCUGUGUCCUCCUGGCGCACCACAUGACGCCUAUCGUCAAGGCCGCCGGACGCGAACACCUCGGUGUGCUGUUCGGGGCGCUGCUGGGCAGUUACGCCAUGAACUUCAUCAUCCUGCACCGGCCGACGGCGUGGUCCUGCGUGAUGGUCCGUUUUCUGGGCGUCCUGUACGCGCUGUGCAACAGCGCCCUUCUCAUAAAAAUCGCCCGUAUAUACCGCAUCUUCAACACCCAGGAGUGCCACAAGACGCAAAAGCUCAAGUACAUCUCGCCGCGGUCCCAACUGGCUCUCACCGGCAUGUUCGUUUUCAUCGAAGUGGUGAUUAUCGCAGUAUGGACUUGUUUUGAGCCACCGGCCGUCCUGGCCGUGUACCCCACCCGCUACACCCGCGAACUGGUCUGCUCCGAUCUGCACGACCUCAAACUGCUGUCCGGUCUGUGCUAUCCGCUGAUGCUGCUCUUCCCCAUGGCGUAUCUGGCGUUUCGGACGCGCACCUGCCCGGCGGCCUUCUCCGAGGCAAAAUACACCGGCUACGGUAUCUACCUGACCUUUAUCAACGUCCUGACCUUUGUGCUGAUUUAUAUUGGGAACAACGCCAUUCCCAUCCGCGUCAUCACCGUGUGUAUCGGGCUGUGUUUGAACGCCAGUGUCAUACUGGUUACGACAUUUGUCACCAAAGUGUAUAUCAUUUUAUUUCGACCGUACAAGAACUCCAAAGAGCGGAUUAUGGGCAACGGCCGGUUAUCGACGGGACGGCAUACGUACUCCGCCGGGAUGAACUCCAUCACGAAUCUCCCGACGUGUUCGGCCUGCCGGAGUCUCUUAAAUGCGCCAAGUAAUGCGGUGUCCUCGCGGCAUCAGUCCAACCCGGAACUGUCGGCGCCUUUAUCCCACAACGACAUCCUCAAAGCGUUGGAGAUGGGCGACGAUACCAAUAAACCGCGCAGCCGCACCAACACCAUCGAACGCGAUGCUCAUACUGUUAUUUGAUAAAGCUCCCGGUUUUUAUUUACAGAGUGUUUUCUAUUUGUGUGUAUUCCUUUCCCUUGACAUUUCAGAUAUAUUAUUUUGAUUUCUUUUCAUCGCUCUUUUCCUGUGAUAUUUCCUACGCUCCAAUACAGAGAAUGUUUUUUGCUUAACGCAUUUUUAUCUA